UGGUGUGUCCAGUAUGGCGGAGGGCCCACAGGAGACCCAGCUGGUGGCCAAGUACGACUACAAAGCUGAGAACUCCCAGGAGCUCUCCAUGCGCAAGGGCGACCGCCUCGUUCUGGUGGACGACACCAAGGACUGGUGGAAGGUGCGCUCGCCCGACUCGGGCCGCGAGGGCUUCGUGCCCUCCAACUUUGUCAAGGUCUCCAAACCCAAGGCCUCGCUCUUCUCCACCAUCCUCAAGAAGGGAGGUAAGAAGAAGUCGGAGGGUAGCAAGCAGUUGUCCUCCUCCUCGUGUCCCAGCCCCUCCCUGAACAACGGCGACGCCUCCUACCGCGCCCGGACUAACGGAAACAACGCCGCCAACACGUACGAGACGUUUCAGCUGGGCCAGUGCAUGCCUGCUUGUGCAAAGUUCCUCUACACCGCUCAGAGACCCGAUGAGAUUUCCCUCUCGAAAGGCGAGCGGAUCAUGGUGAUAGAGAAGUCGACGGACGGCUGGUGGCGGGGUCGGAAGGAUGACGGUAGCGUGGGGUGGUUCCCGUCGAAUUACGUGGAAGAAGUGAAUUCCUCGGCGGGUGCCCACAACCAACAGGACGCCGGUAACCUCCUCUACUUCACGGCGGCCGAAGCCAAAUCGCAAUCCUCGCCCUCGCACAGUUCAGCGGACAUUGUUCUGGCGCUCUAUUCCUUCGAGGGCAAAAACUCUGGCGAGCUCACCUGCGAGAAGGGCGAGCGGCUGGAGGUGGUGGUCUCCGAGUCGGACUCGGACUGGCUCUCGGUGCGCAACUCCCGCGGCGAGACGGGCGUGGUCCCAGCGACCUACGUGACCCCCGUGUCCUCGUCCGGGGAGGAGGGCAGCGAGCGGGGCACCUCCACCUCCUCCUCCAACCCCCAGUCUCAGUCGCAGUCCAUCUCCUCUAUCUCCAACACAUCCAUCGCCGCGCUGGCGCUCGCCGGCCGCAAACAGUUCCAGGUGGCCGGACCCCUGGCGGACAAAGAGUGGUAUUAUGGGAAAAUUUCUCGGAACCAGUGCGAGGACAUUCUUACCAAAUUUGCCGUGGACGGAGAUUUCUUGAUUCGGGACAGUGAAUCGACAGCAGGUCACUUCACUGUGUCGCUCAAAGCUCCCGGGAGGAACAAGCACUUUCGCGUGAAAAACUCUUCAGGCACGUUAGAGAUCGGCCAGCAGAAGUUCACCAACCUUGAGGACCUUAUAGAGCACUACAAGAAACACCCGAUCUUCAAGCAGGACACGGAGAAGCUGUUCCUGGUCAAGCCUUUCGUGUGUCCGUCCUCGCAGGAUAACUGACCUUGACCUCCCGUACUCGGGGGGUCGCUUGACUCACAGGGGAAGGGGCAGGCGGAAGUGCUUGUGUGUGUGUGUGUGUGUGUGUGUGGUCACUCAGUCGUGUGUGGUUUCCACCCUCGGUGUCAUCAUGGGAUCUUCAUGUGGUUUCUCGAGAUGGGGGAAAGUUCACGUUUGGAGACGGAAGAAGAAUUAAGAAUUUCCUGGUUUGCUGGGAGAAAGAACUUGCUCACCACUCGUGGGAUGUGAAAAGGAACUUCGUUCUUGGAGACGUAACUUAUGCUUCAUACAAAAUGUGAGACAACGUGGUGAAAUCGGGUGCUCGUCAAAAUAAGGAAAUCGAAGAAACAGACAUUUUUCUGCGUUUGGCAAUUUUUAUCAAAUUUUUUGUUUUUUGAUCCAACUCCUUGUGCCUUGUAUCUCCAUUUGAAAACAUUUUUCCAUGUCUAUUUGACUGAAGAACACUGACUAAAGGCACAAAAAAUGUAAAUUUUCAGAUUCCAGGGACUCUCAGGCUAUGGAAUGUACCAAAUUUUGGC
Messenger RNA from Aplysia californica (California sea hare), 1842 nucleotides. Its product is annotated as cytoplasmic protein NCK2. Gene Ontology annotation, molecular function: protein binding. The record is from RefSeq and is a predicted model, not a curated record. NCBI's taxonomy places the organism in Eukaryota, Metazoa, Mollusca, Gastropoda, Aplysiida, Aplysiidae.